This is a messenger RNA of Gaeumannomyces tritici R3-111a-1, 2303 nucleotides long. RefSeq names its product T-complex protein 1 subunit epsilon. The record is from RefSeq and is a predicted model, not a curated record. The transcript is spliced from 5 exons. Gene Ontology annotation, molecular function: ATP-dependent protein folding chaperone; ATP hydrolysis activity; ATP binding. Gene Ontology annotation, cellular component: chaperonin-containing T-complex. Lineage: Eukaryota; Fungi; Ascomycota; Sordariomycetes; Magnaporthales; Magnaporthaceae. Gene Ontology annotation, biological process: protein folding. Bases 234 to 1886 code for a protein of 550 amino acids.
GGAUGCUUGUGCCUGGUGGUGCGGGCAGAUUUUCAGAUCGGAACCUCAUCGAUAAGAAAAUGCAUCGCGAUUUCCAGGGCUAGGCCAAAUCUACACCUCUCGUAGCUUUGCGUCGACCCAGCAAACGAGUCCGGACAAGCCGUUUUUGAGUCACCCCUUUCGUUUCUGAGUUUCCGGGUGGCCCAAUACUAGAUCUGCCUCUAUCUGGCCCGUGCCGCCAAACCGUUGUCAAGAUGGCGUUGAACUUGGACCUCGCGAACGCGGCGGUGAUGAAGGAUGAACAGGGUCGGCCGUUCAUCGUUGUCCGAGACCAAGGCAAGAAGAGGCGACAGUUCGGUAACGAGGCUGUCAAGUCACAUAUCCUGGCGGCCCGGACGGUGGCCAACAUCGUCAAGUCAUCCCUAGGCCCCCGCGGCCUGGACAAGAUCCUCAUCUCGCCCGACGGCGAUAUCACGGUGACCAACGAUGGUGCUACGAUUCUACAACAGAUGGAGGUUACCAACCACGUGGCGAAGUUGCUUGUCGAGCUGUCCAAGUCUCAGGAUGACGAGAUCGGUGACGGCACAACGGGCGUUGUUGUCCUGGCUGGCGCUCUGCUCGAGCAGGCUGCAGAGCUGAUCGACAAGGGCAUCCAUCCCAUCCGCAUUGCCGAUGGAUACGACCAGGCCUGCGACAUUGCCGUCGCCGAGCUGGACAAGAUCUCAGAUGUCAUCGAGUUCAGCCCUGGCGAGACGGCAAACCUGGUCAAGGUCGCGCGCACCAGUCUGGGCAGCAAGAUCGUGUCCAAGGCCCACGACCAGUUCGCCAACAUCGCCGUCGACGCUGUGCUGUCGGUUGCCGAUCUCGAGCGCAAGGACGUCGACUUUGAGCUUAUAAAGGUCGACGGCAAGGUCGGCGGUUCGCUCGAGGACACACUCCUGGUCAAGGGAGUCAUCGUCGACAAGGACUUUUCGCACCCACAGAUGCCGUCCGAGGUUCGCGACGCAAAGAUUGCGAUCCUGACAUGCGCCUUUGAGCCACCCAAGCCCAAAACCAAGCACAAGCUCGAGAUCUCGUCAGUUGAGGAGUUCAAGAAGCUGCAAAACUACGAGCGCGAAAAGUUUAUCGAGAUGAUCCAGCAGAUCAAGGACACGGGUGCCAACCUGGCCAUCUGCCAGUGGGGAUUUGACGACGAGGCCAACCACCUGCUGCUACAGAACGAGCUGCCCGCUGUCCGCUGGGUAGGCGGCCCGGAGAUAGAACUGAUCGCCAUCGCCACCAACGGCAGGAUAGUCCCGCGUUUUGAGGACCUCAAGGCGGAGAAGCUAGGUACUGCGGGGGUUGUGCGUGAGAUGACUUUCGGCACGACGAGGGAAAAGAUGCUCGUAAUCGAGGAGUGUGCCAACACUCGCGCCGUUACCGUUUUCGUCAGGGGCAGCAACAAGAUGAUUAUCGACGAGGCCCGUCGCUCCUUGCACGACGCACUCUGCGUAGUCCGCAACCUGGUCCGCGACAACAGGGUGGUGUACGGCGGCGGCUCGGCCGAGAUCGCGUGCAGUCUCGCGGUCGAGGACGCAGCGGUCAAGACACCUGGGCUGGAGCAGUACGCGAUGCGGGCCUUUUCCGAGGCCCUUGACACCAUCCCCAUGACGCUGGCCGAGAACAGUGGCCUCAACCCGAUCGCUACCCUGGCCGAGGUCAAGAGCCAGCAGGUCAAGUCCAAGGACGGCCGCGGGCGCCUGGGUGUUGACUGCAUGGGCCGCGGCAGCAACGAUAUGAAGGAGGCCUUUGUCAUCGACCCGCUCAUCGGCAAGAAGCAGCAGCUCAUGCUGGCCACGCAACUGUGCCGCAUGAUUCUCAAGAUCAACAACGUUAUCGUGUCGGGCUCCGGAGAGGAGGAUUUCUGAUCGAAUAAAGACGGAGUAUCUAGAGUACUAGGUUCGACCUCUCGGUUGGCGUUAAACGCAUGAUACCAAAACCAAAAUAGGGAGAGAUUGCGUGUCAAAAGUCGUGUUAUCUAUAGACUCAGCAAGGCGACGCUUACCCAAUUUUGGGAAUGUCUGGAUUUGAAACAAGUCAAAUAUCAGACCGUGUCGCUCCUAAGAUGUGUCUUUGUGCUCCUCAUCGAAUCAUGGUCGGACUUGUUCAGGGCGGAUUCAAGAGAACUCCCUAGACCUAUCGUCUCGGGAGCCAAUAUCAUCUUGGGCAAUCGCAUCCAUACAAAGGCCUAGUAUGCGUUUAGUCAAAUCAAGCAUGGUCGAUGUCUGUACGAAAAUCAUAAACCAGUCCAUUUCGUUCUUGUUGUUUUUCGUGGGGUUUUUUUU